Lemur catta (Ring-tailed lemur) is the source of this 7412-nucleotide messenger RNA. RefSeq names its product cAMP responsive element binding protein 1 (gene CREB1). Gene Ontology annotation, cellular component: ATF4-CREB1 transcription factor complex; nucleus. Bases 223 to 1248 code for a protein of 341 amino acids. Gene Ontology annotation, molecular function: protein binding; DNA-binding transcription factor activity, RNA polymerase II-specific; cAMP response element binding. The record is from RefSeq and is a predicted model, not a curated record. Gene Ontology annotation, biological process: regulation of transcription by RNA polymerase II. Lineage: Eukaryota; Metazoa; Chordata; Mammalia; Primates; Lemuridae. The transcript has 9 exons.
GCACUGGGCGGCGCUGGCUGGCUCCCUGGCUGCGGCUCCUCAGUCGGCGGCGGCUGCUGCUGCCUGUGGCCCGGGCGGCUGGGAGAAGCGGAGUGUUGGUGAGUGACGCGGCGGAGGUGUAGUUUGACGCGGUGUGUUACGUGGGGGAGAGAAUAAAACUCCAGCGAGAUCCGGGCCGCGAACGAAAGCAGUGACGGAGGAGCUUGUACCACCGGUAACUAAAUGACCAUGGAAUCUGGAGCAGAGAACCAGCAGAGUGGAGAUGCAGCUGUAACAGAAGCUGAAAACCAACAAAUGACAGUUCAAGCCCAACCACAGAUUGCCACAUUAGCCCAGGUAUCUAUGCCAGCAGCUCAUGCAACGUCAUCUGCUCCCACCGUAACUUUAGUACAGCUGCCCAAUGGGCAGACAGUUCAAGUCCAUGGAGUUAUUCAGGCGGCCCAGCCAUCAGUUAUUCAGUCUCCACAAGUCCAGACAGUUCAGUCUUCCUGUAAGGACUUAAAAAGACUUUUCUCCGGAACACAGAUUUCAACUAUUGCAGAAAGUGAAGAUUCACAGGAGUCAGUGGAUAGUGUAACUGAUUCCCAAAAACGAAGGGAAAUUCUUUCAAGGAGGCCUUCCUACAGGAAAAUUUUGAAUGACUUAUCUUCUGAUGCACCAGGAGUGCCAAGGAUUGAAGAAGAAAAGUCUGAAGAGGAGACUUCAGCACCUGCCAUCACCACUGUAACGGUGCCAACUCCGAUUUACCAAACUAGCAGUGGACAGUAUAUUGCCAUUACCCAGGGAGGAGCAAUACAACUGGCUAACAAUGGUACCGAUGGGGUACAGGGCCUGCAAACAUUAACCAUGACCAAUGCAGCCGCCACUCAGCCGGGUACUACCAUUCUGCAGUAUGCACAGACCACUGAUGGACAACAGAUCUUAGUGCCCAGCAACCAAGUUGUUGUUCAAGCUGCCUCUGGAGAUGUACAAACAUACCAGAUUCGCACGGCACCCACUAGCACUAUUGCCCCUGGAGUUGUUAUGGCAUCCUCUCCAGCACUUCCUACACAGCCUGCUGAAGAAGCAGCCCGAAAGAGAGAGGUUCGUCUAAUGAAGAACAGGGAAGCAGCCCGAGAGUGUCGCAGAAAGAAGAAAGAAUAUGUGAAAUGUUUAGAAAACAGAGUGGCAGUGCUUGAAAACCAAAACAAGACAUUGAUUGAGGAGCUAAAAGCACUUAAGGACCUUUACUGCCACAAAUCAGAUUAAUUUGGGAUUUAAAUUUUUCACCUGUUAAGGUGGAAAAUGAACUGGCUUGGCCACAACCAGAAAGACAAAAUAAACAUUUUAUUUUCUAAACAUUUCUUUUUUUCUAUGCGCAAAACUGCCUGAAAGCAACUUCAGAAUUUCAUUCAUUUGUGCUUUUGCAUUAAACUGUGAAUGUUCCAACACCUGCCUCCACUUCUCCCCUCAAGAAACUUUCAGCGCCAGGAAUCAUGAGGAGACUUCUGCUUUUCAACCCCCGCCCUCCUCAAGAAGUAAUAACUCAUUUCUUGUAAAUUGAUGGGGGAAAUAAGGAAAAGAAAAUCUUUUUCAAAAUGAUUUCAAGGUUUGUGCUGAGCUCCUUGAUUGCCUUAGGGACAGAAUUACCCCAGCCUCUUGAGCUGAAGUAAUAUGUGGGCCGCAUGCAUAAAGUAAGUAAGGUAUAAUGAAGAAGUGUUGAUUGCCAAAUUGACAUGUUUUCAUAUUUUCGUUGUCAAUUAUGUAAAAUUGUUAAGAGACAUACCCUCUAAAAAAGAAUUUUAGUGUGGUAUUGAAGAAAUUAGGAAUGAAUUCAGAGUGCUUUCUAUGUACAUUCUCUUCUUCAAUACUGAAAAUUUGUCCUUGGUUCUUGCAUUCUGUAUUAACUACAGCUCUUCCAUUGGGCAGUUGUUGCUUCUUAAUUCAGUUCUGUUAUGUGUUCAACAUUUUUGAAUACAUUAAAAGAAGUAACCAACUAAAUGAAAAAGCAUGGUAUCUGAAUUUUAAAUUAAAUUGAAGUAAAUAAAAUUACAAAGCUUAUUUUAGUUAGUACUAAAUUCUAAGUAAAAAGAUGCUGAUUAGUAAACCAUCCCCUUGAGUUACAUAACAAGGUUUUUAAAUAAAUGUUUUUGUCCUCGCUUUCAAAAAUAUUUAUAUUGUCAUUCGUUUACUUAAAAGGGUAUUUCUAAUUUACUGUUGUCCUUUGCACUUACAUUAUACCACCAACAGGAAAGCCUUCAAGAUGUUAAAUAAAGCAAAGUGAUGUAUUUGUUUAUGAAAUGUUACAUGUAGAAAAAUACUGAUUCUAAAUCUUUUCCAAGUUAACAUACUUCAACAGAGAAUCUCUAGUGAAUUUUUUAAAUGAAAGAAGUUGUAGGGAUAUUCUAAAAAGUACAGUGUUAGAUUUUAGAUUUGCAUAAGGAAAGCAAUUAUUCUUCAGACAUAUUUGAAUGACUACUGUACUACAAUAUUUGGAUUGUCAUUCUUACAAAACAUUUUUUUGUUCUCUUCUAAAAAGGGUAGUUAUAUUUUAGCUUUCCAAUAUGCUCUGUUGCCUUUGUCAUUUUAUAAAGGAGCUACCUAUUUUAAUUCCUGACUACAAUAGUCUAUAUUUGUGUAUAUCAUACACUGUUCCCCUAAUACUACUUUUAAUUAUUAAUUACUUGUUUUAUUCACUAAGCCUGAUAAAUCUAAAAGUUACCCCUUAAAAGAAAGAUAAGACUAUGGUGGAUUUUAAAAAUUUGGAGACUGGCAUAAUGUUAGAUUAUAAUUUCUCAUUUGAGAAGGAAAUUCCUUUUAAAAAAAGAGUCAAACUUAAAAGGUUAAUGUUUCAUAUUUAGUAAUGGGUUAAGAAGGUUAAGUUUGUUUAACAUAACAAAAUGUGCAGAUUUAUGUGUUAAUUAUUGGGUCCAUUUAAAAAAGAUUUUUAAUUAAUAUUUGUAAAUGAUAUAUUUUUGUUUGUAACAAACCAUUGUCUUUUUUCAAGGAUGAACAAAGUUUAUGAAGGAGCAUCAUUCUAAGAAUUGAGUGAUGUAGUCUUUAUGUUUGGACAAUUCACCAGAUUCUCAAGAAGGCUUUCAAACGACUGUAAAGUUUGAUAUUUGUCCUGCUGAGCUAAUGGGGAAAGUUAUAGCAUAAAAAUUGUUUGUAUACCAGCAUAGAUAAUGUUAUUUUCUAAAACUGGUUUAACAGAAACCAAGCAAAGUCACAAAUCUGUUCACAAACUGGAAUUAUUUCUUGAGUCAAAAUGUUAGAUUGAACAUUCUGAAUGUCAUGUUACAAAUGAAAAAUUGCCUGGUGUUUAGCAAUUUGUAUUCUCUAAAGUUCUCUGUUUUUCAAAAGCUGAGGCUUUCUACUUAGGAAGUUGGUGGUCCUCUUAGUCCCUGAUAAAUCAAGGCAAUCACAUUCAUAUUAGCUGGAUGGAUUUUAAGUUAUAAAGGCCUGGUUCUUUAUAUGUUGAGGAAGAUUGCACUGGUUUGAAGUCAGUUACUGAAUGUGAGGUGAGGAAUGUAUCCUGUUGCUAAGUCUGGUUUAGACCCUUGGAGAGACUUGAAGAUUUCAGUUUAUACAGAUAAAAAUCAAGCAUCUUUUGUGCGGGCUUUUUUUUUUUUUUUUUUUAAUAUGAGAAUUGGUGGGGGGGUGAAGGUGUUUGUUUUUAAGCAUGAAGCCUUGAGAACCUUUAUUAAGAAAAUGACAUAAUAAAAAAAAAAAUCCCAUAGCCAAGAACAUAUGUGGCCACAUUACCAGUAAUAAAUGUUUUUCUCUUCAUAUUGGCCAAAAGGGAAUGAAAAUGUCAUCAUAGGAAUUUGUACAUAUGCUACUGAUUUGCCUAGAAAAUAGCAAGUUUGGUAUCGCUCACUUUGCAAAUAUAGGGCCAUGUGGCACUUUUAUCUAUAGGACAGAUUAACUCUAAUAAAAAUGAAGUGGGGAGGGGUUUAUUUUUGAUAUCUUACUCUUAGGAGUUUUUGAGCUUUGAUAGUGUUUAACUGAAAAGUGGUUUAGAAAGGGCUAGAUCCAAUUUGUUCAUUAUUAAAAAAUUGAUAUCAGAUACAAUUUUAAGUUCAUUCUUUUUCAAACUCAAGUACCAUAUUGGCAACCAUAAUAUUGUCAUAGGUGCUCUGUUCAUUUAGAUAUCCUGGGGGGGUGGGGAAUGGCAUUUGUAUAAUAUAUGUGUACAUAUAUACAUACAGUAUAUAAUCUAAAGCUCUGAGAGCUCUUAAGUCAGGAAUGCUGAGUAUCAUAGUAUAUUGAGGUCAGAUGAAAUUUUACAUUUUUGUGUGUUCUGUUGCAUCCCUUCUGGUAGAUUAUAUGACUGCAUUACUCCAGCACUCAUGAUUGAUUUUUUAUUGUCUGAUUUUCUUCCAAGUAUUUUAUUUUAUUAUUAAGUUUUCUUUGGCCUGAUACUUUUAAAUGUGUUGCUAGUCACUUGAAAACUUCCCCAACUUCCCCCACUAAAAGUAUUUGGUUUUUAUGCUUUGUCUCUGGCAGCUAUUAACAGUGGUAAGAACAUUUUAAAGACAGCUUUUACAAGGAACCACUGACUUUUCAAAAAUCAUCCUGCGGGGGGAGGACUUUUGAUGUUUCGUUUGAGCAGGGAUUUUGUCAGAAAAUGUGUUUUGACGGUAGUCAGCAGCAGUGCUAGUCUCUGAAAGCACAAUACCAGUUAGGCAGCCUGUCCCAUCAGAUGUCAUCUGGCUGAAGUUUAUCUCUGUCUCUCAGGACUAAUCCCUACUAUCUUUUAACCUUUUGGGGUGGCAUGCGGAAUCAUACAAAGGCUUAGGAAGAAACAAGUUUGUUUAAACGAGGAUGCUUUUACUUACUUGAAGUGACUUCAAUCUAGGUUUCUUCUUUUCAUAUUUAAUAAGUUUUUAAUUCUAUGAUCAGCUAGAGUCAGCUAUUAGCAUAAACUGGUCUCUGUUUAUUUUGAAAAUCAAAGGCUGCUUCAUUUUGUAGGAUUAUAUAAGGCUAAUAUAUAUUAAAAUUAGAACUUUGAAUUAAAGUGGGUUUUAGAAAUAGUGGUUACAUACCUUUUCAGUUAUUUUCAAGAGGCUUUAUUUUGUUGCCUUUGUAGCCCUGAGAACUGUUGGUAUAUUUUUUUCCAUUGACCUAAUACAAAAGUUGUAUAUUUAUUUGGAUUAUAUUUACAUUAUAUUCUUUGUAAAUGUUUGGUGUAACUUGCACUUUCAAAAAUGACCCAGUUUGGGUGUUAGCAACUUAAGGAAAUUCCCUCAUCAGUUAAUUAUCAGCUGACUUUUUGGUCUUUCUCCAGUCUUCAAAUCAUGUGACUUUAGAAGCUUUUCAUUGAUUAAAAUAUUUUAGCACCUCAAAGCUAGCCUUAAAAAAUAGCUGUAAAAGAAAAAUACCAGGAAAUUAGAUUUGACUAGCCCAGUUAUUUAAAAGAUGGGCUAAAACCUUAUUUUAUUCUUUUUUAUCAUGGAUAAAGAUUGAAGGAAAAGUAAUUCAAGUGAAUAAUAUUUAUUUCCAGUUUUAAAUGAGACUUUAUCCUCAUCCUAACAUUAGUACUGUAUAUAGUAUGCCAAAAUACCCAUUAAUUUUUUCCAGAAUAGUAAAAGAUUUUUGAAGCCAUUAAAUUAUUGUUUUAUCAUGGAGACCACAUGUAGUAAUCAUUUUACUAAAUUAUUUUCAUUUUUAAUUGGUAUUGUUGACAUCAAGGAAAUGCUGCCUAAAUUUGACUAAUUUCAGAUGAGGAAGGGGAAAGUGAAGUGUGCUUAUGUAGGCCUGUAGGUGAAGAGUUGUGAGAUAAAUUUGUUCACUCAGUUGUACAAAGCACAACUAGAACUUUUUGUUGGGUGGCUUACAUACAUCUUGAAUACUUUUAACGUUAAUAAUGUUGACUUUAUUAAGUUGACUACACAGUCACUGUAUGUACUAGGAACUGGUUUCCUUGACUCUAGAAUCAAUGGCUAGGAGAGGCAUUAAUCCUUGAGGGAUUGAACAUAUCAUGAAGCUGAGUCAGUAUGGAAGAAUUUCAAAUAAAUUCAAACAGGGUGCUGAAGUUCCAUCUGUCUCAUCUGCUUAUGAUAAGUUCUUAUUGAUUAGUGAAUGUAGCUUAAGCCUUUGUAUGUGUCCUCAGGGGGCAGACAAACUUUAAGAGGGACCAGAUAACGUUUGAAUGGAGGGAUUAUAUUUCAGGUGUUUUAACUUGAAAUUUAUUUUUUAAAAAAAGAAAAAUUAAAAAAAAUAAAAUAAAAUAGAACAAAGCCUGUAAUGCAAGUUGGUAUUAUAAACAGGCAGAGUUGUUUAGCACAGAGAGAAAAUAUUGACCUGUCUGCAUUCUGGUACUGUGGGUGCAGGUCCCAGCUGGGUUUAACAUGAUACAUUUUUAAUUAUUCUCACCAGCAAGUAAAAGGAAAAUGAACAAUCUUCAGGAAAUGUCUUUAAAAAGAAUCAAACAGUAGGAAAUUCAAAUUUUACCUACUUUAUACGGCAUUAUUUAAUACUGGCCUAUAGAAGCAUGGCAUUUCCAAGCUUGUCUGAGGAGCAUCUCAGAGAUGUGAGAGUAAAUCUAAGAUUGUUUAAAAAUUGGUAGGGAAGGAAGAAAAUCCCUGCAGAUAAUGAUCUUAUGUUAGUUGGCCAAGUGAAAUGAUCUAUCAUUGUGUUUGGGAGGUUUUAUUUUCUUAUGUUUUUAAAAUUGAAUUGGUAAAUGCUUUAUAGAUGUAUUUUUAUCCAGGUGCCACUCCAAUUUGUGUAUGUAAUAAAAUUAUUUAUAUUAAAAGUGGGAAAUAAUUUGUCAACAUUUUUCUUUGAGUAUAGAUUUAUUAGAGGUGGCAAAGAAGAGUGCUAGUUAGCAGUUUUCCAUGUAAAAUUGUCCUUGACUGAUUUGUCCACGUCAGUUGAAACCACCACCCCCACAAGAGGAAUUAUUUCUAACCUAUCGGUAUCGCUUGAAACUUUUUAGAAACAAAAUAAUCAGGGAAAUUCCUAGAGAGAAAGGGUGUUUGGCUUUUUGGUUUUUCCUUGAGGAUUGGGGUAAAGAAUACUUCCCCCAAAACUAUCAGCACAAAACAGGGUAUUGAUUUUUAACUCUGAUGUUUCUAUUGGAGUUGAAUACUAAAUAAAUAACUAUAAUGAGGGAAAUACAUUUCUAAUAAAAUUCCCUACAUUCUAGAAACAUCCCUGUUUUAAUUUUUUUACCUAAAUCUUUGUGCUUUAUGUGUAAAGAAAAAAAUGUACUGAGUUACAAUGCAUUUUAUUAACACUAUGUACAUAUUAGCUGCUUUGUGUUCAGAAUGGUAGCAAUUGCUUUGUAUAUUAAAAGUGAUCCUUGUGAAUUUGUGAAAUAUUGUCAUAAAGUGCUUUUUCUUACUGUAAUCUUUGUGGUAUCAACUGUCAUAAUGCCCUUUUUACACAAACAUUUAUGUGCAGUCACAUAAACAUGCUUUUAAAAACUC